GCUAUUGGGUAGCAGUGGGUGUUGACAUGUCAGUGUCAGCUGAUUGCGGUCGUAAAGCCUCUCGACUAAGCUAAGGUUGCUGUUCGAGUUAGCCUAGCUCGGUGUUUGUUUUUGUUCCCGUUACCGCGCAGGCAGCAGCUUUUAAUCGAGACCCCAAAGUGGUUGUUUUUUAAAAAAUCUCCAAAACAAAAUCCCGUAUCACCUCGACGUAUUUGUGAAAUAUCGUGCCGUAAUUCGGUCGCUCGUCGUACGGUGUGAGUUGCCGUGAGUGAGGCAGCAGUUGCUGUUGGCAGGGGAGGGAAGGGAGUGUGAAGUUACUGUGUUCCGUGUCUCUGCAUUGCAGCCCGGUCAGUGCUGCUGCUGCUGCUGCUGCUGAUGGAAUUCAAACACACAACAAUGGCGACUCCCAGUUCCAACAACUCGACGACACCGAGCGGUCACAACGGCAGCACGGGCGCCGGAUCUGCAGCAUCCCACUACCAGCACCAGCAGUCCCAGUCCCAGCACAUCACCACGAUGAGCGGCAUGCAGGAGUCCAACACCUGCUGGAGAUGUCAGAGUGAAACAGAUAAACCUGUCUGGAGCUCCCCCAAGUGCCUGCCCCCAACAAAACCUGAUGGCGUUGCCGCUCUCUGUUGCCAAUCAGGUAAACGCAAAGCCCUGAAGUUGAACUUCGCCAACCCUCCAAUCAAACCCACGACUAGGUUCACACUGAACACAGCGGGGCCGCCUUUCCAGAACCCACACAUAGAGAGGCUGAGAACACACAGUAUUGAGUCAUCGGGAAAGUUGAAGAUUUCCCCAGAGCAGCACUGGGACUUCACCGCCGAGGACCUCAAAGAUUUGGGCGAGAUUGGCCGCGGGGCUUACGGCUCCGUCAACAAGAUGGUGCACAAGCCGAGUAACCAAAUCAUGGCAGUCAAGAGAAUUCGGUCAACGGUCGACGAGAAGGAGCAGAAGCAGCUGCUGAUGGACUUGGACGUGGUCAUGAGAAGUAGUGAUUGUCCGUACAUCGUGCAGUUUUAUGGCGCUCUGUUCCGAGAGGGUGACUGUUGGAUUUGUAUGGAACUUAUGGCUACCUCGUUAGACAAAUUUUACAAAUUUGUAUAUUGCUCAUUAGACGACGUGAUUCCAGAAGAAAUAUUAGGAAAAAUAACAUUAGCUACUGUGAAAGCACUUAACCACUUAAAAGAAAACUUGAAAAUAAUACACAGAGACAUCAAACCAUCAAACAUCCUCCUGGACAGGAAUGGCAACAUAAAGUUGUGUGACUUUGGCAUUAGUGGUCAGCUGGUGGACUCCAUCGCCAAAACCAGAGAUGCAGGGUGCAGGCCAUACAUGGCCCCUGAGAGAAUAGACCCCAGCGCCUCCAGGCAAGGCUACGACGUCCGCUCUGACGUUUGGAGUUUGGGAAUCACACUGUAUGAGCUGGCCACAGGACGGUUUCCCUACCCAAAGUGGAACAGCGUGUUUGACCAGUUGACCCAGGUGGUGAGAGGUGACCCUCCACAGCUCAGCAACUCGGAGGAGAGACGCUUCUCCCCCAAAUUCAUCGCCUUCGUCAACGUGUGCCUUACAAAGGAUGAAUCGAAAAGGCCAAAGUACAAGGAGCUACUGAGAGACCCGUUCAUUCAGAUGUACGAGGAGCGUUCGGUCGACGUAGCCAGUUACGUCUGCAAACUCCUGGAUCAGAUGCCUGCAUCUCCCAGUUCCCCUAUGUAUAUGGACUGAAAGCAGAAAAAAACACAUUCACUCAUCGCUAAAAAAAAUACACCAGUCUACAUCAAUAAAGGUAUUGGGGGUGAAAAAAGACGACAAAAUCAACAAAAGAAGUCCUAAUGUAAAUUUUGCUUGGUCCAUUUAUUGCAGUGUUAAGAGAAAUGUAAAGAAAAAAAACAAACGCCAUUUUCAAUAGAAGUGGUGUUAAUUUCAUGUCUAUAUAAUAUAUAAACGUUAACACACCUCUGUUUCCUGCUCACAAACACACAUUGACGCACAAAGUAUAAUAGCAGCAGAAUCAAUCAACUGUGGAUGCAUCUUGUUGAUUAGUAGUGAUUUAAAUAUGACGAGAAAAUAACCUGGAACUUGUAUUUAUAAAACCAAAAAAAUCAUUUGGAAGAUUCUUCUACAUACUGGAAUCGUGCUCUCUGUGAAUCGUCUCCGCCUCGUCUGUGUGCGUGAAUGAAAGCAUCGUGUUUUGGUAUCUUUAAUGGAACUGUGCUUCUCUGGGUUUAGAGCGGUUUAAAGUGUCAUGUCAGAACCUGCAGUCCAGUUAGGGCUCACCGUGCAGUGGACUGUACUGUCUGCUGAUGUAUGAAUAAAAAAGAAAAGAAAAAGA
Molecule: messenger RNA, 2338 nt
Organism: Solea senegalensis (Senegalese sole)
Lineage: Eukaryota; Metazoa; Chordata; Actinopteri; Pleuronectiformes; Soleidae
Product: dual specificity mitogen-activated protein kinase kinase 4
Exons: 15
Coding region: 376-1731 (451 amino acids)
Biological process (GO): MAPK cascade; protein phosphorylation
Molecular function (GO): ATP binding; JUN kinase kinase activity
Source: RefSeq, a predicted model, not a curated record